GACCAAGCUCUAUGGGAACUCUGUCCCAUCUCUCUGCCUGAUCAGGGGAAGAGGGCAGCACGGCUUUGGGGAGAAUGGAUAAACACGGCGCGAAGGCCCCCUUGUGGAAGAAGGAGCUGGAGGAGCCCCGGGCCAGGGAGGCAGAGGCGGAGGCCGAAGCCGCGGAGGAGGAGUCGGAGUCGGAGUCGGAUUCGGACGAGGAGAGGCCGCCGGAGGAGAGCGCGACCGAGGGCGAGGCCAAGGCCGGCGGUGAGGCGGAGGGCGGCGAGGGCCGUGAGCGGGGCUCGGUGUCGUACUACCCGCUGCGCCAGGAGUCCAGCACCCAGCAGGUGGCGCUGCUGCGGCGCGCGGACAGCGGCUUCUGGGGUUGGUUCAGCCCCUUGGCGCUGCUCGGAGGCCUAGCCGCGCCGGCCGACAGGAAGCGGAGCCCUCCCGAGGAGCCGUGCGUGCUGGAGACGCGGCAGCGGCGGCCGCGCGGCGGGGGCUGCGCACGCUGUGAGAUCCUUUUCUGCAAGAAGUGCAGGAACUUGCACAGCCCGCCGAGCUACGUGGCGCAUUGCGUUCUGGAGCACCCGGAUCUGGGGAAGACGCGGCCUGCCCACGGCGGCCCCUGAGUGCCACCAACCCUCCCGCCCCCAACUCCCUGCCUCUGUAGCCGUUCAUCCUCGCCUCCACCCCAAAUGCCCGCAACCCUCCCCUCUCUUCCCCGACGUCGAUCACGUGCCGCAGAGCCUCCCUUCCGGGGUGCCCCCUCUCGACCAGCAGGCGCAUCCCCGAUGGGGCGGCCCCACCUGUCAUCAGUGCGGAGCCCAACAUCAUCACCUGGAGGUCCGUUCCUGCAACAGCGCCUCCCCGGUCAGCACGCGGUGCCCAUCGCCCACCUGACUCCCGUCCCCUGCCCACAGCCCUCUCACUUGUCUCUUGGGUAUUUCAGGUUCCUUCUGGCACGGUGGGCAGAGGCAUCGCCUGAAGUAAAUAACCCCUCUGGGAAACUUGCCU
Bubalus bubalis (water buffalo) is the source of this 999-nucleotide messenger RNA. It is a transcript of the gene PGBDF, whose product is annotated as chromosome 3 C17orf50 homolog. The record is from RefSeq and is a predicted model, not a curated record. The transcript is spliced from 3 exons. Bases 75 to 614 code for a protein of 179 amino acids. NCBI's taxonomy places the organism in Eukaryota, Metazoa, Chordata, Mammalia, Artiodactyla, Bovidae.